AACCCGGAAGCUGACGCUAGUCGCGAGCUGUUCCAUCGGUGGAGUAAAGAUGGCUGACCAAAGCGCCGCAGAUCCUGGUAAUAACAACAAUAAACUCGACGCCGCGGAGGGAACCAUCAUUAAGGUCACGGUCAAGACCCCCAAGGACAAAGAAGAAAUCGCCAUCGCUGAGGAUUCGUCCGUCACGCAGUUUAAGGAAGAAAUCUCCAGGCGGUUCAAAGCCAAACAGGACCAGCUGGUUCUGAUCUUCGCCGGCAAGAUCCUGAAGGACGGCGACAGCCUCAGCCAGCACGGCAUCAAGGAUGGCCUGACGGUUCACCUGGUCAUAAAGACGGCGCAAAAAGCAUCAGAUGGAGGCAGCACGUCAGCCUCCGGCUCAUCCUCCACCCAGACAGGAGGUACCAGCACCUCCAGUCCAGGAAACACCCCGCCCUCCACAGCCGGGUCCACCCCCGGCUCAGCCCCACCUCCCACACAGACGCCCAACCUUCUGAGCGGCUUCGGCGACCUGUCCAACCUUGCCGGCCUGGGCAUGGGCUCGGCCAACUUUAUGGAGCUGCAGCAGCAGAUGCAGCGGCAGCUCAUGUCCAACCCGGAAAUGCUCUCGCAGAUCAUGGAAAACCCGCUGGUGCAGAGCAUGAUGUCCAACCCGGACCUCAUGAGGCAGAUGAUCAUGGCCAACCCUCAGAUGCAGCAGCUGAUGGAGCGCAACCCAGAAAUCUCGCACAUGCUCAACAACCCAGAGCUCAUGCGACAGACCAUGGAGCUCGCCCGCAACCCAGCCAUGAUGCAGGAAAUGAUGCGCAACCAGGACCGUGCGCUCAGCAACUUAGAGAGCAUCCCAGGGGGCUACAACGCCUUACGCAGGAUGUACACAGACAUCCAGGAGCCCAUGUUCAGUGCUGCCAGAGAGCAGUUUGGCAACAACCCCUUCUCAGCUCUCAGCGGCGGCUCAGAGUCGGGCGCCCAGCCAUCACGGACUGAGAACCGGGAACCCCUGCCCAAUCCCUGGGGUCCGCCCAAUUCCUCGAACCCCUCGGAGAGCGGAGGGGGCACACCGGGAAGCACGAGCACCUCUGGGGGCACCAACCCCACCGUGUCCAACCCUCUGGGCGUCAACCCUGGCAGUCUUGGAAACGGAAUGUUCAACAGUCCGGGCAUGCAGAGCCUCCUGCAGCAGAUCUCAGAAAACCCUCAGUUGAUGCAGAACAUGUUGUCUGCUCCCUACAUGCGCAGCAUGAUGCAGUCACUCGCCCAGAACCCCGAGCUGGCCUCCCAGGUUAUGACAAAUAACCCCUUGUUUGCUGGAAACCCACAGCUGCAGGAACAGUUCCGAGCUCAGCUGCCCAUUUUUCUGCAGCAGAUGCAAAACCCAGAGGCGCUGUCAGUCAUGUCCAACCCCCGGGCCAUGCAGGCUCUCAUGCAGAUCCAACAAGGCCUCCAGACGCUGCAAACUGAAGCACCGGGCCUCAUGCCCAGUCUGAUGUCCGGUGGUAUUCCCGGCAUCCCCACAGGGGGCAGCGUGCCCCCAGAGACCCCUGCGUCCCCGCCCAGCAGCACGGCCACGCCGCCAAACGCCGCUCAGCAGCAGCUGAUGCAACAGAUGCUCCAAAUGUUUGCUGGAGCGGGCGCAGGAGGAGGAGGCGGUGUAGCGAACCAGACCCCAGAGGUGCGCUUCCAGUCCCAGCUGGACCAGCUGAACGCCAUGGGCUUCAUCAACCGCGAGGCCAACCUGCAGGCCCUCAUUGCCACAGGAGGAGACAUCAACGCCGCCAUCGAGAGACUGUUGGGCUCCCAGCCCUCGUAAAGACACACACACACACUGGCGCCCUGACACAUACAUACACACUCACACACACUCAUACAAAAACACCAUGCCGCAAAAAUAACUUUACAAAGACACUUGGGAAAGACAAACACACCUCCAUUUUGCUUUUCUUCUGACCCCCUUCUGCCCCUUGCAAUAUUCCCCCCCGCUUUUUUUUUUUUGUGUGUGUUGGCGUCAUCCACUCAACCGCUCUGCAUCUUGGGGAGUGGUCCAGACACAGGGACACGCAUUCAAACGUUUCCCACGUUUGUUGUCGUCUUCUUUGUGUCAAAGCUGCGUCAGCGUUCAGCAGGAGGACUUUUGCUAGCAUUUAUCCAGCAGCAUGAAGGUCUUGUUUGUCCAUACAACCCCCCACCCCCUUGUUCUUUCAGCGCCUCCAAAUAACGGCUAAGUGCUUUAGUGAUGACGCCCCCCACCCCCACACGUGUUAGUCAUUCCAGGUGAAAGCGCCCGCUCAUGGGCGUGCAGUGUCUUUGUAUGUCUGAGGCACCGCUGCUGUGCCUUGUGUCCCCCCCACCCCCACUUCCUGUCCUGAAACCACAACGUCUACACGAUUCAAUGCGAGACCUCCGUGGGUGUGGGUGGGAGGGCUGGGGGCUCCUGAGUUAAAUCCACGCAUCCGCACGCCGGGCUUUAAACUUUAAUCGGAGCAGCUCGGAUGCAGAGGGCGCCGUCACGAAUAUGAAUGAAGCAAACAAGCUCAUCUUUCAUUUUAAUCUGAUGAUUUACUUCUUUCUUUUAUUCACUUCUUUUUUUUGAGGUGUCUCGCAUUUAAAUUAAAAUGACGAAAAUCAGUUAAAUGGAAAAGGCUUUACAAACAUUCUAAAAGAAAUCUAGCGCUAGGUCGUCUGAUAUCUUUUUGGGUUUUUUUUUUUCCUUCUGAAAAAUUUCAGCAAUGUAGUUGUAACCAUGGCAACUGCUUCUACAGCUUUGUUUGUUUGUUGACCUCAGCUCCAAAAAAAACAAACAGAAAUCCAUCUCUCAAUUGAACAUGUUGGAACUAACUUUUAACAGUACUGUACUAAAAAUGAGAAUAAAAGCUGGUCAAAACUGUCUACGCUCUCAUUGAAGCUUCUUUUUAUCCCAACCAAAAAUGAAAUAGUUAUACAGUCAUCCCUUGCAAUAUCGCGGUUCGAUUAUCGCUUCAUCGCCAUAUCACAGUUUUUCAGAAAUGAAGUGGUAAAUGAUGGCUGUUUGGUGGUAGACUAUGGUCUGUUAUUAGCCAAAACAUAUUGAAAUACAAGUCAUAUUUAGUAUUCUGCCCUGCCUCUUGCCCAAACUCACCUGGGAUAGCCUCUAGCCUACCCCCGCAACGCUAGUGAGGACAAGCGGCAUAGAACAUGGAUAGAUGGAUGGAUGUAGUAUUCUGGUCACUAGCCGGCGGUGAUGACAUAAAACAUUGAUGACAUUACCUUACAUUACAUUACCUUAAUACUGCAUGAAGUCAUCCAUGGCAAGUCUGACAUGAUAGAGUGGGGAAAAAAAAGUUCUCCCAUUCUGUUUGGAAGUGGUAAGUUUAUGGCUUCUUAAAGGAAGACUGCACUUUUUUUUGGAAUUUUGCCCAUCAUCCACAAUUCUUAUGUGAGACAUAAGAACACUUGUCUUGCUCUUUUCCAAACUUUCCCAAACUCAGAAAUAAAAACACAGCAGCAGUGGUAGUCUAACCUUUUGGUAAUGUCUGAGGCGUUGUGAGGGCGGCGCUGACGCGCUUCGGGCGAGUCUGUGGUGAAACUAGUAGCUAACUGGUGUGUUAUGGCUAAGUGUCAAUACACCAGUAAUGUAGUUAGAUCGGCGUAACAAUGUUAAUAAUGAC
Dunckerocampus dactyliophorus (ringed pipefish) is the source of this 3641-nucleotide messenger RNA. It is a transcript of the gene ubqln4, whose product is annotated as ubiquilin 4. The coding region runs from base 50 to 1807 and encodes 585 amino acids. Gene Ontology annotation, cellular component: cytosol. The transcript is spliced from 11 exons. The record is from RefSeq and is a predicted model, not a curated record. Gene Ontology annotation, biological process: ubiquitin-dependent protein catabolic process. Lineage: Eukaryota; Metazoa; Chordata; Actinopteri; Syngnathiformes; Syngnathidae. Gene Ontology annotation, molecular function: polyubiquitin modification-dependent protein binding.